This is a messenger RNA of Umbelopsis ramanniana AG, 888 nucleotides long. RefSeq lists its product as uncharacterized. NCBI's taxonomy places the organism in Eukaryota, Fungi, Mucoromycota, Umbelopsidomycetes, Umbelopsidales, Umbelopsidaceae. The transcript has a single exon. The record is from RefSeq and is a predicted model, not a curated record. Gene Ontology annotation, molecular function: catalytic activity. Bases 1 to 888 code for a protein of 295 amino acids.
AUGAGCGUCAAGAGUCUGAGAGAACUAAUCCAAAAUCCUGAAAUAUUGGUCUGCCCUGGUGUCUACGAUGGCAUCUCCGGCCGGAUCGCUUUGAACAAAGGAUUCAAGUGCCUGUAUAUGACAGGAGCAGGAACUGUCGCUUCAAGAUUGGGUAUGCCAGACAUUGGCGUAGCUGGACUAACGGACAUGCAUGCCAAUGCAUCUCUCAUUGCAAAUCUAAACCCUCAAGUUCCCGUAAUUGCUGAUGCUGACACUGGAUACGGCAAUGCUGUGAUGUGUGCAAGGACACUUACCAUGUACGCCAGAGCUGGCGUUGCUGGACUCCAUGUUGAGGACCAAGUUCAUGCCAAGCGCUGCGGCCACCUUGGUGGAAAGGAGCUUGUCUCUGAAGAAGAAUUUGUCAUGCGUAUCAGGGCCAUGGCCAUCGCACGUAAACAGAUCAAUUCCGACAUUGUCAUUAUUGCAAGAAGUGAUGCACUACAGUCGUUUGGAGUAGAUGACGCCAUUCAACGUUGCAAGUCUGCAGUCUCUGCUGGAGCUGAUGUGGCAUUUGUUGAAGGUAUCACUAGCAAGGAAGAAGCUAUCAAAGUUGUGGAAUCUCUUCAUCCUGUUCCCGUUCUGAUAAACUUGGUGACAAACGGUGUAACUCCCAACUGGACCACUUCAGAGGCUCAAAAAAUGGGAUUCAAAUUGUGCCUACAUCCCUGUGCUUCCAUCAUUCCGGCUUCUCUGGCCAUUGGGAAGGCUAUGGAUGAGCUUUUGCGUGAGGGUACUGACGCAUCCUCAUGUGAAGGAGUAAAUCCCAGAGAGUCCUUCAUGAAUAUGGGACUCUCUGAAGCAAUCAAAUUGGAUCGAAUGGUUGGAUCCACUACAUUUGAUAACGUUUAA